GGUCGCACUGAUUGGUACUGUUAGCCCCUGGACACGUGACCUGUCUGACUCUCAUUGGAGAGGAACGGGCUUUCAGCUUAGGCUCUCGCGGGUAUGCUGCAUGAAGAUGGCGGCCGAACUGGUGGAAGCGAUGAACAUGGUGAAGAGUUUCCGAGUGUCUGACCUGCAGACGCUGCUGGCCUCCAUGGGCCGCAGCAAGAGCGGGCUGAAGCAGGACCUGGUGGGGCGGGCCCUGCGGCUGGUCCAGACCGAGUACAGCCCCGAGCUGCUGAAGAACGUGCGCCAGCUCUACGAGUCCCGCUUUCCCAAGGCCUCGGGCUGGCUGGCCGCCCGCCGCCCGGAGGGGGGGGUCCCGCUGGCCUACGCCCGCAGCGCCUCCCCGGCCGCCGCCAACGCCAACGCCCUGGGCACCGACUACCUCAACGGCAUCCCCAAGCCGUCCCCGACCCCCGCCGCCGAAGUCAAGCUGGUCAAGCUGCCCUUCUACCAAACCCUGGAGACGCUCAUGCCCCCGACGGAGCUGAGUGAGUCGCCACGCGCCCUGCGCUUUGACCCGGAGAGCGAGAUCGCCACCACGGGACUGCGCGUGUCACUCAUCUGUCCGCUGGUGAAGAUGCGUCUGGGCGUGCCCUGUCGGGUGCUCACCUGUGCGCACCUGCAGUGCUUCGACGCCGUCUUCUUCCUGCAGAUGAACGAGAAGAAGCCCACGUGGACCUGUCCCGUGUGCGACAAGCCCGCCCCCUUCGAGCUGCUCACCAUCGACGGGCUGCUGUCUGAGAUCCUGAAGGAGACCGAGGACGUGGAGGAGAUAGAGUACCUCACCGACGGCUCCUGGAGGCCGAUCCGCGACGAGAAGGAGCGGGACAAGGAGAGGGAGCGCAGCAACACGCCCGACUACCCAGUGCUGGACAUCUGCUCUUCGGAGGCCAACGGCCUCUCCCCGGCGCACAGCAGCACCAGCCAGACCGGGAAGUCCGGAGCGGGCGGCGCCGUGGCGACGGCGGGCGGAGCCGCGGGCGGCGGCGGCGGCGGGGGCGGCGGCGCCGUGGUCGAUCUGACUCUGGACUCUUCCUCCGAGGAGGAGGACGGGGGCGGGCCGGCGGGGGACAGCGAGGACACAGAGGACAGCCAGGACAGCCCCCCUCCCAAAAGAGGCCGAUACGCCUACGAUAAGGACCUGGUCACCGCGUACUGACCGGACGGACACACAGACUGACAGAGCAGCUGGGGCUCAGAGCUGCUGAGAGCAUUCGAUAGAUCCUAAACCCCCCCCCCC
This is a messenger RNA of Anguilla anguilla (European eel), 1276 nucleotides long. RefSeq names its product protein inhibitor of activated STAT, 4a (gene pias4a). NCBI's taxonomy places the organism in Eukaryota, Metazoa, Chordata, Actinopteri, Anguilliformes, Anguillidae. The record is from RefSeq and is a predicted model, not a curated record. Bases 101 to 1195 code for a protein of 364 amino acids. Gene Ontology annotation, biological process: protein sumoylation; regulation of transcription by RNA polymerase II. Gene Ontology annotation, molecular function: SUMO ligase activity; transcription coregulator activity; zinc ion binding. The transcript is spliced from 6 exons.